Molecule: messenger RNA, 1143 nt
Organism: Nerophis lumbriciformis (worm pipefish)
Lineage: Eukaryota; Metazoa; Chordata; Actinopteri; Syngnathiformes; Syngnathidae
Source: RefSeq, a predicted model, not a curated record
AUGCUCCCCCACGGCCACUCCCCAGGGGGCGUCAGGCCGCCCUCGUUCGGACCCGUCUUCCUCUGCCUGCUGGUGGCGCUGUUCCAGCCAGUCCAUCUGUGCCCUCCCCCUUGUCUCUGCUCCUCUGACGGCAUGCUGGUGGACUGCGGGGGCCGCGCCCUCACCUCCCUGCCUCCCUUGCACCUCCUCCCUGCAGGGAGUCGCUCCCUCCUGCUGGCCAACAACAAGCUAGCCUCGCUGGGAGCGUCGGCCUUCGCUAACCUCUCCUCUCUGGAGGAGCUGGAUCUUUCCAACAACUACCUCGACAAUUUACCGGCUGGAUUAUUCCGGGACAUGAGCAAUCUGACCAAACUGAGUUUGCACAACAACUCUCUGACAGCAAUGGAUAGAGAUCUCUUCCAGGGUUUGGGGGGUCUCCAGAGUCUGGACCUUUCGGUCAAUGGCUUGGCAUCUGUUCCAUUGGGGCUUUUGGAUGAGCCAAAGGGUCUAAGGUGGCUGUCCCUGACUGGUAACAGGCUUGUCGGUUUGGAGAGGGCGGCGUUUGAGCCCCUGGCCCAUCUCCAACACCUGGAACUGGGGCACAACCCUUGGGAAUGUGAUUGCAACCUGCGGGAGUUUAAACACUGGAUGGAGUGGCUAUUGUACCGAGGUGGAACGGUGGAUGCGAUGGAGUGCACGCUACCCAAAGAUCUGCGAGGGCGAGACAUCCGCGGCGUUCCCGUGGAAAUGUUCAACUACUGCCUCCAGCUGGAGGACGAGAACGGCGGAGGAGGAGGAGGCGACGGACCCCGAGGAGGUCCUCCCUGCAGCAGGGGCGCUGUUAACCCCAGCGGGGCGCCGCCAGUUUCUGUUGGCGAUGACGCCUCUUCAAACACGGGAGGAGGAGGCGAGGCGCCGGCGGAUUGCGUGCGUGCCCGCUACCGCCCGGUGAGCGUGCGGCGCGCCAUCGGCACGGUGGUGAUCGCCGGCGUGGUGUGUGGCAUCGUCUGUAUCAUGAUGGUGGCCGCCGCCGCUUACGGCUGCAUCUACGCCUCGCUGAUGGCCAAAUACCAGAGAGAGCUGAAGAAAAGGCAGCCGCUCAUGGGAGACGGCGAGGCGGACGCGGACGAUCGGGAAGAGAAACAGAUCUCCUCGGUGGCGUAG